UGUCUCUUCCGGAACUUAACUCUUCUUCGCUCUCUUCUCCACUCAAAAAAAACCAGAGAAAAAAAUGAGUGAAAUUGGGUUAGACAAAUCAAGAGAAACCUAAAUCAAACCGAAACCAGAAAUUAAACCAAAAUCUUCUACCGAUUUAUGAUUCUCUAAGCCUAAAAACUAAUAUAAAAAACCCUUUUACGAAUCAAAAUCUUUGAUUUUGUAAACUGAUUUUUGUUUUUUGAUUGAAACUCUCAGAAGUAGAUUCAAUUGAAGAAGUAGAAAACCUGGAAAUCUUUAUCCUCAGAAGAAGAUUGAUAAGAAGCAGAUUCAAUUGAAGAAGUAGAAACCCUAGGAAUCUCUAUCCUCAGAAGAAGAUUGAACUAAAAUCCUUGAAGAUUCAGGUAUUACCUCUAAGCAUAUUUUGCUAGUUGGGGUGUUUGAUUUAUGUUUUUAUAUGAACUGAUUUCCUUUUGAGGGUUAUGUACUUGAUAUUCAGUAUUUUUGCGGUUGUUGAAGUGUUGAGUUAGAGAAUAAAGCUCGGUGAGUUUUGCUUGAUAUUAAGUGGAACUUAUUUCCAUUUCACCGUGGAUCUGUGAGUUUUGGUUGUUAUUAUACAGUUUUUGAUAUUUGGUUUAGAGAAUAAGGUUCAUAAGUAUGAUAGAUGUGUUUAAUCUUUAACAUGUUCUUGCAGUUGUGAAGUGUUGAGUGCAUUUUUUUCUGCUAGUGUUUUAAAAUGAAUUAAUAUUAAUACAAGUCUGUGAGAUGCUGCUUUUAUGCACAACUUCAUCAGGUUUUUGCCAUGUUUUAGUUGGUUUUUAAUUCAUGUUAUAUAUAAUUCUUUGAACGAGCUAUUGAUUAGGUUGGAGAGAAAUAUGCUGUGAAAAAUAUGUGAUGUCCAGUCCUCCAAUCCUUGUGGAACAUAUCGAUUGAUGUUAUCAAUGUCUUUUGCUUGCGGUGAAAUGAAUAAUUUCAUGUUUUUUGCUUGGUCAAUGUUUCUUCAUUUUCAGUUUGGAAAUAGUGAGUGAUAUCUGAUAAGAAAAUGUCUCCCAGAAGGGAGUUUCAUAUUCUUUAAUAAAGUUUUUGAUCACUUGGUAUAUUCUUAAUCUGAUUUUGUUUUUGAAUCACAUAGAAAUCUAACUCUUUUUUAAACUUGGGUGUUUAUCGUGCAGUCAACCAGUCCAUUCUAGAUUGUGUUAUUUGCCUGAGUUUAGCAUCAAUAUUGAUAUGCUUACUGUCAAACACAAUCUCAUUCUCCAAAUAUUCCACAUAGUGAAAGAUGCAGUCAUAUAAGUUCCAUUCUGAUUUCCCCUUGCAGUACCAGGCUAAGAGUUUUUCAGAAUUCUUCAUGAUAGAAAGAAAAUAGAUGAAAAUUUUUGGUUGUAGUUGAUGUAGAGACCAGAUAAACAUGAUAAACAAGUAAGGGUUUAGUUUUUUGUGUUUUUCUUAGCAUUUAUAGAUCUCAGAAGAAUUGCUAUUUUUUUUUGUUUGUUAGCUGAUUCAUUGUGAUUUAAGCAUGGGUCUGUGAGUUUUGCUAGUUUGUUAUAAUAACAUAUAUGAUUUUUAAGAAGGGUUAUGAUUAUGGUAGAGGAUUGGUAUAACAUGUUUUGCUGGUUACUAUAACAUGUUUCAGUUGACAGCAUUUGGUUAUUCGACGAUGUUUUAUAGAUUGAUUGAUGUGUUUUUUCUUAUGUAUACUCUGCAUUAUUUUUCAUUUGAAUUUUAGAGUGUUAUUAUAUAUGGGUUUGUCUUGCUUUAAUAUUAAAAAAUAACACUUUUGUUGCAAUAUUAGUUUCUGUUGGUGUUCAUGCUUGUGUGAAGAUUGUUGUGUUUGGUCCUUGAUUAACAUUCUAUGUUAUGUUGUUGUAGAAUGGUGCAAGUAGGUGAUAAAGGUUGGAUGAAUGAGUAAGAUAGGUUCUGUGAUGUCUAUAGAAAAGGGGUGUCUGAUUUUAUCGAUUUUGCAUAUAGUAACAGGAUAAAAAGUUCACCAUUAUGUCCAUGUCCUUGCCGUAUUUGUAGAAAUAAGUAUUCUUUGUCUUUUGCUCUAGUCAAGUAUCAUUUAGAUUACACUUGAUAGACAAGUCAUAUGUACUUUGGUGUCUACAUGGAAAGAAGUCCACCACAUCAUCACAAGUAGUGCUGGAACAUGUAGAAGAAAAUGUGGAUGUUGAAAAUGUAGGUGUAGACAAUGUAGAGGAAGAAAUUUCUAUUGAGGAACAUGUAGAAGAGAACAUUAGCGGUGAACAAUGUAGAUUAGGGGAUUUCGUCGACAAGGCGUAUGGAAUAUUUGAAGGGUUAAAUAAGGAUGUGAACGAAGGUGGUGAGGAGCCAUACCUAGGUAAGAAAUACCACAAGUAUAAGGAGUUGGCGAAGGAAAAGAUUUAUCCAGCUUAUGAAGGUGUGAUGAAACAACACUUAGUGUAAUUGUAGAACUACAACAUAUGAAAAAGAUGUUUGGUUGGUCAAGAAAUAGUGUUACAUACCUCUUGGGACGAUUGAAAAAUUGGUUCCCAAAAGGAAACACUUUUCCUGCAAAAUACCCAACAAUGAAAUCUAUGUUGAUAGAUCUAGGAAUGAAGGCUGAGUCCAUUCAUGCGUGUCCUAAUCAUUGUGUUUUGUACCGAAAAGAAAAUGAGAAGGAAACUGUGUGUCCCAACUGUGGAGCAUCUAGGUAUGUAGUGAAACAGGGUAAAUAUGGACAAAUAACUACGAAAGUUCUUUGCAAGGUAUUGAGACAUUUUAAGCUUACUCCGAGACUUAGGAGAUUCUAUACCAUAUCAUGGAUAGCACGCUACAUGACAUGGAAUGAUGAAGCACAUAGUUCUCCCAAGUAUAUGCGUCAUCCAGUAGACUCACUCCAAUGGCAGAAUAUGAAGACAAGGUGGCCUGAUUUUUCAGCUGAGGCGCAAAAUGUUUGGCUUGGUAUUUCCACUGAUGGCUUCAAUCCGCGGGGAAUUCAGCGCACUAGUUACAGUUAUUGGCCGGUAAUAUUGGUGAUGUAUAAUCUUCCACCCUCUUUGUGCAUGAAAGAAGAAUUUCAGAUAAUGUCGCUCUUAAUACCGGGACAGAAGGCGCCGGGUCAAGCCAUUUGUGUGUUUCUUCAACCUUUGAUAGAUAAAUUGAUUAAAUUUUGGAUUGAUGGGUUCGCUUCUUUUGAUAUGUAUCGAAAAGAAACUUUUAUCUGCAGAUCCAUUCUUAUGUGGAGUAUUCAUCAUUUACCGGCUUAUGGAAAUGUGUCAGGGUGUACGAAACAUGGCUAUAAAGCUUGUACUUUGUGUGCUGAUGAGACAGAAAGUAUAUGGCUGGGUCACUGCAGGAAGAUAGUGUACUUAAACUACCGCAAGUUUCUUAAGAUACAGCAUCCAUUCAGGUCUGGAAAAUAUCUAGGUCUAAAGACUGCAGAGAGAAAAUUUCCACCACCUCGAUUAAGUGGAGAAGAUGUAUUGUUAAAAACUUCGAAUAUUGAGUAUUUACCUGGGAAGCUUUCCAAAGCUGGAAAAAAGAGAAAGAGGGAUAUUAUAAGGAAGUUGGUUGUGAUGCUGUUGAUUCUCCAAGUAAAGAUUUUUAUAAGAGGGCCCAUCUAUGGAAGUAUAAUCCUUACCGUCACUGUGUAGAUGUAAUGCAUGUCGAGAAGAAUUUUACUGAGCAUUUGAUAGAUACACUUCUCGACAUAAAAGGCAAGUCCAAAGAACGAGAAGAUAUGAGGAAGAUGAACAUUCAUAGUAGGCAGUGGAUCACUACAGACUCUGUAACAGGAAAGGAAAUUGUACUGAUUGCCGGUUUCCGUUUAAGCAAAGAAGAACGAGAUAAUUUCUUACAGACUUUGAAGAAUAUGAAGUUUCCUUCUGUAUUUUCAUCCAAUCUCGGAAACAAUGUGACAGUUAAGCAUCCGGGUCUGAGUUGUUUGAAGUCACAUGACUAUCAUGUGAUUAUGGAAUACUUGCUUCCGGUGCUGCUUCAACAUGCUUUCCCGAGGUACCCAGACCUUUGUAAGGCGCUUCACCAGAUGAGCUUAUUCUUUAGGAUCUUGUGUGAGAAAGUUCUAAUCAAAACUGAACUUCAACAAGCCAAAUUCAUGGUUUCUGAGGCAUUAUGUGUGAUGGAAAAGUACUUCCCUCCUUCCUUUUUUUAUAUUAGCAUCCACCUUGUGGCAUUUGGAGGAUGAAGCGCUUACUUGUGGACCAGUUCGAUACCGAUGGAUGUAUCCCUUUGAAAGAAGGGUGAUGAAGAGCUGUAGAAACUUACCAAGUAACAAACGUUAUGUGGAAGGGUCGAUUGAACAAGCGCACCUUACAAGUUGUAGGUAACCAGAAGACAGGGUUGGAUAAGCGUAAUACGAUUCGAGUGAACAAGUUGUAGGUAAUUUCUUAAAUUCUUGUAGAAAAUGUAUCCACUGCAUAUAUGCAUUAUGAAGUCUGGUGACAUUGAUUGAACAAGAAACUCUAAAUAUGCUCAACCUUGAUCCCAAAUGAUAGAGACAAACCUGUUAUCCAUAGUUUGUUUUGUUAAAAUUAAAAUUUAUUAGAUCAACGAAAUAGAAUUGAUUGAUUGUAUGGAUGGAUUCGUAUGUGAUAAUGGAGUUUUGAUUGAAUAAUGGUUUCAUAUUUAAUUGGGAAUGGAGUGGCUAGAUAUACCUGUAUUCUGGUGCUGGAA
This is a messenger RNA of Papaver somniferum (opium poppy), 4641 nucleotides long. RefSeq lists its product as uncharacterized. The transcript has 4 exons. The coding region runs from base 2430 to 3602 and encodes 390 amino acids. The record is from RefSeq and is a predicted model, not a curated record. Lineage: Eukaryota; Viridiplantae; Streptophyta; Magnoliopsida; Ranunculales; Papaveraceae.